AUGCUCACUGAAAACGACCAUGGCUUCGAACAAGAUCUGUGGAAAGCAACGGGAUUUUCCGAUAUGCAGUAUAGCGAGAUGCUCCGGCUGUCGGACAAUGAUCUAAAUCCAGAUCCAGAUUCCAUAUUUUCUCUCUCAGACGCUCACCUUGAAGCUGGAAUUCCGGAGACACCACUGGAGCGAUGGAGAAAUUCGCCCCCAGAAGUCGAGCCUGCACACCUCGAUGCCAUCAUGCGAGCCGUGGCUGACAGCGACGUGAACAGUGAACAGCAAAGACGGCCCUCAGACACGCAAGUAAUCAAUUCCAAAUCACACGCGCCCUUAAUUGCACCUGGAUCAGCGCAAUCAAGCUACUCAGACUCGGGCUCCGUUUCCUCGGCGUACAGUUUUGCCUCGAAUCGUUCAGCGGGGUCCUUCGGCCGCUUCUACCUGACUGAGCCAGCGCGUCGACGCCGCCGUCGCAGAGCCAGCUCCCCUCAGAUCCUGCCUAAGAACAAAAGACGGACUCGAGAGUCGAAAGCAACAGAGAAUCGCCGCUACCAGUGUACAUUCUGCACUGACACCUUCCACACAAAGCACGACUGGACGCGACACGAAAAGACCCUGCAUCUCUCCCUAGAGAAAUUCACCUGCUCGCCAACCGGACCCGUUUAUCAAGCCGCAGAUGGAACAGACCGGUGCUCCUUUUGCGACGAGGUCAACCCAUCAGAGGCACACAUAACCUCUCACCGCGCGAGCAUAUGCUUGCAGAACCCAAUAACCCUGCGCACAUUCUACCGCAAGGACCACCUCCUCCAGCACCUGCGAAGUAUCCACAAAGCCACCCAGCUCACCCCAUCAAUGGAGUCGUGGAAGUCCCAGGAGACAGAGAUCAAAUCGCGCUGCGGCUUCUGCGCACAGACAUUCACCCGUUGGUCCGACCGAAACAACCACCUCGCAAAGCACUUUUGCGAUGGUGCUCUCAUGCGGGAUUGGAAGGGGUGUCGGGGCUUUGAGCCCGCUGUUGCGCUAGCGGUCGAGAAUGCAAUGCCGCCGUAUCUCAUUGGGAAUGAGUCCCGUGAGAUAUGCCCGUUUAGCGCGGUGAACGGCAGCGGGAGCAAUCUGGGGCGGUUUGAGGCUUUUGUGGAAGGGGAGAGACCUACGCGCUUCGAGGAUCUCACAGGGCGUCUCGCGCAGUUUGUGAGUGAUAUUCGGGCCAAUGGGGCAGUCAUCACGGAUGAGAUGCUACAGGCCGAGUCUCGAUCCAUAGUGUAUGGCGACCAGGAUCCGUGGAAUCAGACGGCGGCCGAUAACCCCGAGUGGCUGAGGAUGUUCAAAGAAGGAAUAGAGAGUCCUCUUCCAUUGUCGGCAAUAUAUCCCGAUCCGAGCAUCGUGGACCAGAGGGAUAAACUGGAAAUAACGAGCGGCACAUCCUGGCGUUGGUUGAACCCCGAGUGUCUUGCCGAUUUCAGACAGUAUCAUGUAGACGCGGCUCAUGGGCCACAAGAUAUCUGA
Molecule: messenger RNA, 1494 nt
Organism: Aspergillus calidoustus
Lineage: Eukaryota; Fungi; Ascomycota; Eurotiomycetes; Eurotiales; Aspergillaceae
Source: the annotation of a GenBank genome assembly